Messenger RNA from Gilbertella persicaria, 1631 nucleotides. RefSeq lists its product as uncharacterized. The transcript is spliced from 9 exons. Lineage: Eukaryota; Fungi; Mucoromycota; Mucoromycetes; Mucorales; Choanephoraceae. Bases 46 to 1428 code for a protein of 460 amino acids. The record is from RefSeq and is a predicted model, not a curated record.
CAAGACAAUGAACACCAGCAGGAGCAAUAGGUAGUGCAUCCCAUAAUGCUGGGUCAAGCGCCUGACAUGACAAAAAGUGUUCACGGGAGACAAAAGCACCAGAGAGACAAGGACAUUCUUCACGCAUGUUUGCAAAACGACCAAGACGCCAACGCACCAAGCGACUACGAGAAGUACGAAGCAUGGGCAGGUAUAAGAUUGGAUCCGGCUUUUUUCAUCCCCUCAAAUAACUUAAUGUCUAAACAAUCCAGACGUAUUCUCGAAGAGCUGUCUUUGGUUACGGAGGACAGAUUACUUUUGCAAGCUGCCAUUGACCGCCAAACUAUCAGACGUUUACAAAAUGAAGCAGAAGGAAUUGAACAAUCUACAACUAAAAAGCAGAAAAAAACCAUUUCAAAGAAGAAGUAUUUUCAAAACUUAACGAAAAAUCAAGUCACAGAUUUUUCAAUUUCAACACACGGUUCUCACAUUGAUGGUCUCUCCAAAGUCCAAGUCAAAAGAUUACACAAAAAUAAGAAUGUUGCUUAUGAGAAUAAUAACAUAAACUCACUUUCAAUCAAAUUCAAAAAGAUCGUUAAUUCAGGAAAGCUGAAAGUCGCAUUGAAUUCCUGUGAAAAAUACAAGCCCACCACACCUGUUGAACAUGUUGUUAACAGAAUCUACUUGUUUGUACUUCGGGCACAUGUUGAAAAGCCUUGGGUGUUUUCAAGUGAAAACUUGAAGCGAUACUCCGAAUUUGAUUUGCAGUUUACCUUAUCUUUUGUUUCAUCUGUUAGGGGAGAUACAAUGAGUAGCACUUGUAAAAAUGUAGGUUUGCGUUUCAAAUUGGAUCUUCGGAUUCUGAUUUUGAGGGGAGAUGAAACGGUAGUAGAUGGCGCGACAGGAGAAAUAGCUAGAAAGGCAACCAAGGCAAAACUUUACAGCGACAGACUUAAAUCUGUGCUUACCACGAAAUACCAUUUAAAUGCAUUUCUCAAAUCGUUGAUUCAUAUCAGAAGAAGCUAUUAUCAAUUCAUGGGGCUAGAAGCGAAGGUGUCUUCUUUGCGUUUGAUUGGAAAGAAACAAUACGUAAUGGAGGAUCUACAUUCGUUCAAAUUUCCCCGAACGUCAGCACAGUUGAAAUCAGGAGAGCUCGAAUCUUUAAUUAAUGGUCUUACUCUGAUCGAGGAAUUGGUGAACAGCUUGGAGACAAAGUUUAACGACGGACAGACUGAAAAAGAAUCGAGCAUGGACAGAAUCUUAAAGGAAACAAAGAAAAAGAAAAAAAUGAUAUUGAAGGAAUGGUUGAGCGAUGUAACUUGGGAUGCAAAUGAUGAGGAGAGCGAUGACGAAGAAUCUGAAGAAGACAGUGAUGAGGAAAGCGAGAGCGAUAGUGAUAACCAAGGAAUUAAUGACGAGACUACCGAUAAUGAUCUUGAUGAAGAGUAAUAAUUAAGGUUGUCGAAGAACCCUCACUCGUACAAUAAUCAUUUAAACUCAACAAUUGACAGCAAUUCUUUUAUAAAGCAAACAAAGUAAUCAUAUUGAUACCACUAUUCCACUAUGUUUUAAAUUGAAUUUAUUUAUAUUGACAAAAAGAAUUAAAGGCUUUGUGGUAUAUGUCCUAAUGAUUCAAAAUAAAAAUAAAGCUG